AUGCUGGUGACAUCUGGUGUUGCCAGUCUUGGCCACAGGACUGACAGCCACCAAAUCGCCCUGGUCUCACACUACGACAUCACCAAUGGCAUAAGCACCACCCCAGCCUGGCAGAGCAGUGUGGGCUGCUGCACCACAUUCCUCUUUGCCCCAAAACACAAGACCUCUGUCAGCACUUAUGCUGACUCCUACUGCCUGCCAUGCUCUGUCAAAAAGACCAUCAGAGAGCAGGCUCCACUGCAGCUCUGGAAAGAAAACAAGUUUGUGAUGCAGCCUUCAACGGUGUCAUGGUUUCAAGCUUCAGUAUAUCCUCAAACCUCCUCCCUUAAUACACAAAGUCAGCCUGAACAGCAGAUUAAGGUGGAAAUGCAGGAGUACUACAGGAAUGUCAUCAACCCUGUUGGCUGGCCAGAUCUGAAGCCUCCAGUGACCAAGGUCACAUCGGCAGAGACAAGUGACCAAUGGUCUGGAAGCAUUUUUGUCAAUGAGGACAAAUACAUCACAUGGUGAAUGGGUUCCUACAACAGCACAGCCUGGAAUAAGCACUCCUCCGACCUCCCCCUCCUGCCCAAGGAGAUGAGAAUGGAGACCUUCUUGCGCAGCAUACCUGUGCCAUGCCAUCUAAAACCCACCUGCCUCAAUGAAUCUGAGAGGGAAGUGGCCACUGACAUGCUGCGCAAGCUGUUCUCACCACUGUCCCUUCUUCUGAUGGUCAAUCAGUCUGGAAUGUGGGGCUACUACUGCCCCUGCCCUGGACGUCACUACUGCCUAUGAGGGAUGGGCUACUACACUGAUGGGGCCCCUGCCAUCAGAAGGCAUCUCCACACGCUGGCAGAGAGGGCUGGGGCCCCCCUGUACAGCUUGAUUGAUUGA
Molecule: messenger RNA, 873 nt
Organism: Neopelma chrysocephalum (saffron-crested tyrant-manakin)
Lineage: Eukaryota; Metazoa; Chordata; Aves; Passeriformes; Pipridae
Gene: SPMIP6
Product: chromosome unknown C9orf24 homolog
Exons: 11
Cellular component (GO): manchette; perinuclear region of cytoplasm
Molecular function (GO): alpha-tubulin binding
Source: RefSeq, a predicted model, not a curated record